AUGAGGAUCUCGAAAGCUUUGGCGACUGCAUCGAUAUGUUUGGCGACGGCAGAGGGUUUCAAGUUCCAGCUCCAUAAUAGUUUUGGCAGCCCAGUCGAGGCAGCUGCGGAUUUGAUCAAGAGGGCAACUAUUAGCUCAACUUUCAAAUAUGCUGCCCCUCAAUUCUCUUACUACGUCGAUCUUCUUGUUGGGUCCGCCCACGAUUUCGUCCGAUUAAGAUUGAGCUCCGAUCCAUUUACUUGGUUUCCUGGCCCACUGCCUCGGAGAAACUAUUGUAAUGGCCAGACAAAUGCAAAUUUCGCUCUCUGUGUUCAAUCUAACUUUUCUGGUACAUAUGAUCCCUCUGGAUCAAGUACCUUCAAGAACCUCUCGAGCGCGCUGAAUCUGACAUCCUCCGAUUCGAGGUAUUAUGUAUUGGGAUACUAUGGACAAGAUACCCUUCAAAUCGGUCAAACAGAGGUUGACAAUGUCCCAAUCGGUAUUGCAUAUGACUAUACCAGGACACCUCAAUUGGGCUUGGGAAUUGGCGGCUCUGGAUCUACUGAAAAGACUCUCAUCCGAACCAUGUUGGAUGAGGACGUUAUCAGUGUUCUUGCGUAUGGUCUUUAUCUCAAUGACUUUGACACCAACAGCAGUGAACUCACAAUUGGCGCCAUUGAUACUGCUAAGUAUGAGGGUAACUUGAUCACUUUCGAGUCCUCUGCGACUACCACCGUGCAGCUCAACUCUCUCGAAUACGAGGAUGGCAGUGGUGGUGAUCCCGAGGUUUUGGCCACUAGCUGGAAUGCCAAUGUCGAAUUCAGUACUGGUCUUCUUUACUUCCCUAACGGCCCGCUGCAAGCGAUUGUUGGAGAUGUCGAAGCCUACCUCGACACCACCUACGGCGGCUAUCUCACAGACUGUAGCUUCAGAUACGCCGCUAAAGCUCUUAUCUUCAGCUUCCAAGGCACUACAAUUACCGUUCCAGCCAAGCAAUGGAUCAUCCCAGCCUAUACCCUUGGUGGCUACCAAACCACUCUUCGUGACGGCAGAACGCCCGCUUGUAUCGUUCUUGUCGACUCGAUGGAUAACUACAGUCUUGCCGCUAGAGCAGGUUACACUGCAGUCUUUGGCAUGCCUUUUGUUCGAGCUACUUAUAUGGUUCACGACUUCACCAACCAACAAACCAGCUUCGCACAAGCUAAAUUGAACACCACCGAUUCCGAACUUAAGAGUCUUGGAACCGAUGGUGUUGCUCCAUUCGCUACUCUCGUCCCAUCUACUAGCAUGCCUGGUCCUAGUAACAUCGCCCCCACGACCACCGGAACCGGCAUUGUAACCGCCGGACCUGACGGUAACAACGGUCAAAAUGAUGGACAAUCCUCUGGCGGUGGCGGCAGUAGUACCCCAGUUGGUGCCAUUGUCGGUGGUGUAGUCGGUGGUAUCGCAGUUAUUGCCGCCGCAAUCGGUGCAUUCUUCUUCUUCCGUAGACGUCAAAACCGUGAAGCUAAUGCAAACGAUACCCUCCCACCACCACCACCCAUGGAACAAGCUCAACAACAAGGAGGACAACCACCCGUCGGUCCUCCAUACGCUGGAUACAACACCCAAAAUGCCGGCUUUAACAACCAGGGUUAUAAUGGCCAGUACGGCCAGCAGGGCGGUUACAACGAGCAGUAUGGUUUGGCACCUACUUUGCCAAACAAGGGAUAUGCUCCACCAACCUCUCCUGGUCCAUAUCCACCACCACAGAGCCCUAUGAGCGAGAUGGCUGCUACACCAAUGGAUCCUAGCCGACAUUCGAGCGUCGUUAGCCCACUGGAUCAGUCUAGAAACCCUAGUGUCGUCAGUCCACUUGAUCAGAACAGACACCCAAGCAUGCCUGGUGUCACGGAGCUGCCGUCUCCAGGAGGUCAACAAAUGCCAGUUGAACUUCCAGGAAAUAUGCAUUAA
Molecule: messenger RNA, 1932 nt
Organism: Orbilia oligospora ATCC 24927
Lineage: Eukaryota; Fungi; Ascomycota; Orbiliomycetes; Orbiliales; Orbiliaceae
Exons: 6
Coding region: 1-1932 (643 amino acids)
Biological process (GO): proteolysis
Molecular function (GO): aspartic-type endopeptidase activity
Source: RefSeq, a predicted model, not a curated record